Schizosaccharomyces cryophilus OY26 is the source of this 1095-nucleotide messenger RNA. Its product is annotated as lunapark. Gene Ontology annotation, cellular component: endoplasmic reticulum tubular network. The coding region runs from base 1 to 1095 and encodes 364 amino acids. The transcript has 3 exons. The record is from RefSeq and is a predicted model, not a curated record. Lineage: Eukaryota; Fungi; Ascomycota; Schizosaccharomycetes; Schizosaccharomycetales; Schizosaccharomycetaceae. Gene Ontology annotation, biological process: endoplasmic reticulum tubular network organization.
AUGUCAUGGCUAUUUAAAAAAAAGAAACAAGUUGACUUUGGGGGGGAGUUAGAUCGAUUGGAAGAAAGGUUAGAUGAAGUGCAAUACAAGAUUGAAACCUUGAAAGAAAAGAAGAAAAACAUCCAGUUUCGAUACUCCAUCCUUUCUUUUCUGAUUUACACAGUAGCCGCGUCUUUACGGGCCUAUCGGUCUUCUCUUCUUGUUGACCAUCGUGUGCUUUCGACGUCUCUAUGGAUCGUCUUGUAUUUAUUGGGUGUUGGAUUACUCUAUCUCCUUCGACACGGCAUAGCUUGGAUUUAUGAGCGACGGCUGCGGAGGGCUAACUCGCGUCGACGUAAGUUCCAAGAAGAGAAACGCCAAUUAUUAGAUGCUUUGAAAAGCCGAAAGGAGUAUUUUGAGACGCAGGCUUUGUUGGAAAAAUAUGGUGAGCAAUCCCCUCGAUCCAGAAAACAAGUCGUCGAUUUUGGGAAACGUAAAGGAAAGGGAGGAUCCGGUGAACCAGGAGAGCUGCCUGUAGGUAUUCUUCCAAAUUCUUCUGUCAACGAUGCGCAGUCUCAGCAUUGGUACGACAAAGUGUUGGAAGGUCUCGUGGGAGCAGAUGAGAGAGAAGAGCAAAACCGAGAAGCACUAAUAUGUCAGCAUUGUUUCCGUCACAAUGGUCUUGCUUCUGUUGGUGAACGAGCAAAGUUUGUUCGUUAUGUCUGUUUGUACUGCAAAGCAUGGAAUGGUCCUUCCUUAGACUCGGAUCGUUCCUCGUUGAGUUCCUUGACUCCAAGGAGAUCUAAAUCUACUUCAUCGUCGAGUAGAUUAUCCGAGUCUCUCCCUGUAGAAACAACCCCUGUACCCGAGACGAAGCAGCAUCCUGGUGACUUACCUCUUUUAACGUCAGAUGUUUCUCCAACACCUAUCCCUUUUUCUGCAUUUUCUUACCGGAAGAGUCUUGUGCCUGCUACUCCUCCAACGUCAGCAGCUGCUAUGGGUGCUGCGGAUACGGACUAUCCGGAUGUCUCUGUUGAUAGUAUUUAUGAUUCCUUUCAUACAGUAGCCAAUGAUGCGCCUGACGUACUUAGCCCUAUACAAGAACAAAAUCGAUGA